Molecule: messenger RNA, 877 nt
Organism: Phalaenopsis equestris
Lineage: Eukaryota; Viridiplantae; Streptophyta; Magnoliopsida; Asparagales; Orchidaceae
Product: protein C2-DOMAIN ABA-RELATED 11
Exons: 4
Coding region: 141-638 (165 amino acids)
Source: RefSeq, a predicted model, not a curated record
CACUCCACGCUGCUGGACCCUCUCCUACUACUCUGCGAAGCGCCGCCGACUAUCCUUCGAUGCCCUAACCCGGUAGUUCCAGACCAGGAGCAUCAGCUCACCGCUGCUUAGUCCGGUUUGAGCAGUAUUGCAAGCAAAUCAUGGGGAAAACCAUUGGAUUCCUAAAAGUCAUCAUUGUAGAAGGGAAGAGACUGGCUGUUCGAGAUUUUAUUAGCAGUGAUCCUUAUGUUAUUGUCAGGGUUGGAGAACAGCUGGAAAAAACGAAAGUGAUUAAAAGCUGUCUUAAUCCUGUGUGGAAUGAAGAGUUGACAUUCUCUAUAACAGAACCAGUUACUGAUCUGAAGCUGGAGGUUUUCGACCGGGAUCGGUUCAAGGUUGAUGAUAAGAUGGGGCACGCCUUCCUAAGCCUCCAACCAAUUAUAUCAGCCUCAAAGCUGAAGCGAGCACUGAAGCUCUCAACAGGUGAAAGCGAAACCAAUCUCAGAAAGGUAGCUCCUAACAUGGACAACUGCCUCAUUGUAGAUAGCUUUGUAACUUUUGUGGACGGAGAAAUUGUUCAAGAUGCUUAUCUGAAACUGCAAGCUGUUGAGUCUGGUGAAUUAUUUGUAAAGCUGAAAUGGUAUGACCUCCCCACAUAAUCAGUAUCAGUUUGUUGAAUUGUACAGAUUUUUCUUCUUCUGAUUUGUAAAAGGGAAGUUUACAUACUUAGCACACAGUUCUUAUGUAUUUACAUAUUGCACACUUAAAUUUAUGAAAGUUUAGAUGUUGAGCUAUAUAAGUAUGUAAGAAUUGUGUCCUAUUCAUGUAAGUGCCUAUUUGUAAAAAUAGCAGUGGUUCGCCCUCGAAUUAAGUUUAAACAAUUGCCAAUUAUUUGUAU